AUGGAUUUCGGAGAUGUUAACCCGUCUACGCGUCUCAAUCCGUCCGAAAAACCGUCGGCUUCUUGGUGUAACCGAAUAUUUGGCGGGCGUUUUCGUUUGGUGUCCGCGACAGGCCUAUUGAACGCUUUCGGAUUAUCUAGACGCGUUGAGCGGCCGAAAGACCGGAAGAACGUAAAACGUUCUGGUUGUUUGACUUCGGUGUUUCGGCGCAUACGAUUGUCAUGCAUUUUCUGCGGCACGGGAACUGUCCGAAGGCGUCGGUCAAAGGCAAAAAGGCGAAAACACAUAUCCGGCGACGAGCCGGACAAUCACGAGUCACUCGAAUCGACAUCGUGGGCGAACCUGCCGUUUAGUGAAUUGUUUGACCAGAUUAACACGAUGGAGGACAAUACUGCUGACAACAGCAUUUUACAAACCGACCCAGAUUUGGCUUGCAGUAGCAGUGCCGACUGGAUGUGUGUCGAUGAACGAGCCGUUACAGACCCUAAGGUACGUUCAAUAUAUUCUAACUAGAGUCCCAUUCCAAUGUGAAUUACAUUUAUUUUUCCUAUGUGUUCGAAGACAAUACUUUCCAAGUACUUUCAUGAUUCGUUUCGUGUAAUAGAUACGUCGAAAGGGACAUUUUAAUUUGGCAUUUAGUUGCACUUUCCGCCGUUUAACCAUUUUUUAAGCGAUUUUUAGAGUUUUCGAUCAUUGUUACUGUUUGUUUUAAUAGCAUAUUAUAUAUACAUUACACAAGUUUAAAUUUAGGUAAUUAAAUUUAGGUACUAAAGAAAUGAACUGUUCGCAAAUUGAAAUUAAAAGGUUUAAGACACACAUUCCUUUUCAUACAGAUAUACAAAUCUACUUAUAUUACAGAUUUUCAAUCUAUCUAUUUGUGAUUUCGAUAACGCCAAUAACUUAACUUUAUUAACGGCUUUGGUGCGUCAGUCAGCUAAAAAAAUUACCAUAUAAGUAAAACUUUUUUAUUCAAAUUGUCGUUAUUUUUCCAUUUUCCGAAUGAUUUUCAACUUUCAUGAAACAUUUUUACGGAUAUAAUUUUAUUAAACGACAUUUUUUGACUAUUUUAAAAGUAUUUUUCGAUAAUUUUUUACAAAUUUACGUAAAGUGUCACAGAAUACCGAGGUAAAUCAUACCACCAGUAACAAAAUCCUAGGAAUAUAUCCUAAAAAUGUCCACUGGAGGUACGAAUUUCUUAAAAUAAUCAUACCACUCACAAAAUCCUACAAUACUUAUGCUUUCGAAAUUCUGAAACUUAUGAUACAAUAUAAUCAUAGAAAAUCCAAACUACUCGUUCAAAUACACACAGCAGGGAAUGAAUGUACUAUAGGAAAAUCAUUAAGACACUUUCGACUCCGGUCGAAAUUAACCACGAAAAUUUCUACGGACUAACGCAGAAUAUUCAUACUCGUAUAAUACGAAAAAUGGGUGCAUUAUUAGUGGGAAUUAUUGUAUUUCUAGUCAAUUAUUGACAGGAGGUACGAUUUGCAAAUCAAAACAAAACGUAUGAGUUUGUAAAAAAAUCUAACAAAACUUUUUUAAAAUCUAAAUAAAUCUUUAUAUAAAAGUAUUUAAAGUAUCUAUUUUGAAUUAUGUUACCCUUGAAUAUUAUAAUUCUCCUACAAACGUAAUGCCGUGUAAUAAUUUUAAGAGUAUAAUAGAAUUUCUUAUUUUCUUUUUUCUUUCUUUGUGUUGGAAUUUUGAUAUAUUAAUACGCAGGAACGAUAAAACUUUUAAUGAGCAUACAAAAAAUUCCGGUGUGUUAUCAUGCAAAGGAUAUUCUAUCAGUAAUCGUGUUUGAUUGUAGACGAGCUAUAAUAUAUAUUACAUUAGAUUUUAAGUAUUUUUGUGAAAAAGCAUCCAAAAUUUUUGUUUUAUAGUUCACUGAAUGUUUCCCAACCAUAAGCGCUUUCCAGUCUGUCAGCUUAUUAGAAACAAGUCGACAGUUAUCACGUAUAACGUCCGAUGAGACGCUCGAUGAAGACGAUUCCGCGCUCAAAAUUAGCGAAGUACCGGACGACAUUGACAACUCUGACCGGAUAUGUACUCCAGUCAUAUAUAAUACAAUAGACGUAUGCACACCAAGAUGCGCGACCCUGGUUUACAAAAAAAAAUUUUAAACCAUGGCGACAAAGGGAGAAAAUUUUAGUUGUGUUGAAAUUUUGAUAUAUUAAUACGCAGGAACGAUAAAAGUUUUAAUAAGCAAACAAAAAAUUGUCGGUGUGUUAUCAUGCAAAGUACAUUCUAUCAGUAAUCGAGUUUAAUUGUAGACGAGCUAUAAUAUAUAUUACAUUAGAUUUUAAGUAUUUUUGUGAAAAAGCAUCCAAAAUUUUUGUUUUAUAGUUCACUGAAUGUUUCCCAACCAUAAGCGCUUUCCAGUCUGUCAGCUUAUUAGAAACAAGUCGACAGUUAUCACGUAUAACGUCCGAUGAGACGCUCGAUGAAGACGAUUCCGCGCUCAAAAUUAGCGAAGUACCGGACCAUAUUGACAACUACGACCGGAGAUGUACUCCAGUCAUAUAUAAUACAAUAGACGUAUGCACACCUAGAUGCGCGACCCUGGAGUUGUGGAAUCUUUUGAAUUAUGAUGACCAAAGGUCAAUUCAACCCGAAUUAAACUCAAUUUCCAUAGACGUAAGUAAUUCGAUUAAGCUCUUAUUGGGUCUUUACCGCAACAACGACUCAAUCUAAAAAUCGGCGUUUACAAAAAAAAAUUUUAAACCAUGGCGACAAAGGGAGAAAAUUUUAGUUGUGUUGGAAUUUUGAUAUAUUAAUACGCAGGAACGAUAAAACUUUUAAUGAGCAUACAAAAAAUUCCGGUGUGUUAUCAUGCAAAGGAUAUUCUAUCAGUAAUCGUGUUUGAUUGUAGACGAGCUAUAAUAUAUAUUACAUUAGAUUUUAAGUAUUUUUGUGAAAAAGCAUCCAAAAUUUUUGUUUUAUAGUUCACUGAAUGUUUCCCAACCAUAAGCGCUUUCCAGUCUGUCAGCUUAUUAGAAACAAGUCGACAGUUAUCACGUAUAACGUCCGAUGAGACGCUCGAUGAAGACGAUUCCGCGCUCAAAAUUAGCGAAGUACCGGACGACAUUGACAACUCUGACCGGAUAUGUACUCCAGUCAUAUAUAAUACAAUAGACGUAUGCACACCAAGAUGCGCGACCCUGGAGUUGUGGAAUCUUUUGAAUGAUGUUGUACAAAUGUCAAUUCAACCCGAAUUAGACUCAAUUUCCAUAGACGUAAGUAAUUCGAUUAAGCUCUUAUUGGGUCUUUACCGCAACAACGACUCAAUCUAAAAAUCGGCGUUUACAAAAAAAAAUUUUAAACCAUGGCGACAAAGGGAGAAAAUUUUAGUUGUGUUGGAAUUUUGAUAUAUUAAUACGCAGGAACGAUAAAACUUUUAAUGAGCAUACAAAAAAUUCCGGUGUGUUAUCAUGCAAAGGAUAUUCUAUCAGUAAUCGUGUUUGAUUGUAGACGAGCUAUAAUAUAUAUUACAUUAGAUUUUAAGUAUUUUUGUGAAAAAGCAUCCAAAAUUUUUGUUUUAUAGUUCACUGAAUGUUUCCCAACCAUAAGCGCUUUCCAGUCUGUCAGCUUAUUAGAAACAAGUCGACAGUUAUCACGUAUAACGUCCGAUGAGACGCUCGAUGAAGACGAUUCCGCGCUCAAAAUUAGCGAAGUACCGGACCAUAUUGACAACUACGACCGGAGAUGUACUCCAGUCAUAUGUAAUACAAUAGACGUAUGCACACCAAGAUGCGCGACCCUGGAGUUGUGGAAUCUUUUGAAUGAUGUUGUACAAAUGUCAAUUCAACCCGAAUUAGACUCAAUUUCCAUAGACGUAAGUAAUUCGAUUAAGCUCUUAUUGGGUCUUUACCGCAACAACGACUCAAUCUAAAAAUCGGCGUUUACAAAAAAAAAUUUUAAACCAUGGCGACAAAGGGAGAAAAUUUUAGUUGUGUUGGAAUUUUGAUAUAUUAAUACGCAGGAACGAUAAAACUUUUAAUGAGCAUACAAAAAAUUCCGGUGUGUUAUCAUGCAAAGGAUAUUCUAUCAGUAAUCGUGUUUGAUUGUAGACGAGCUAUAAUAUAUAUUACAUUAGAUUUUAAGUAUUUUUGUGAAAAAGCAUCCAAAAUUUUUGUUUUAUCCGGAUGAUAAAAUUAGCGAAGUACCGGAUGAUAUUGACAACUACGACCGGAGAUGUACUCCAGUCAUAUGUAAUACAAUGGACGUAUGCACACCAAGAUGCGCGACCCUGGAGUUGUGGAAUCUUUUGAAUGAUAUUGAACAAAUGUCAAUUCAUCCCGAAUUAGACUCAAUUUCCAUAGACGUAAGUAAUUCGAUUAAGCUCUUAUUGGGUCUUUACCGCAACAACGACACAAUCCAAAAAUCGGCGUUUAAAAAACAAAUUUUAAAUCAUGGUGACAUGGGGAGAAAAUUUUAGUUGUGUUGGAAUUUUGAUAUAUUAAUACGCAGGAACGAUAAAACUUUUAAUGAGCAUACAAAAAAUUCCGGUGUGUUAUCAUGCAAAGGAUAUUCUAUCAGUAAUCGUGUUUGAUUUGAUAUAAGUUGUGUUAAAAUUUUGAUAUAAUAAUACGCAGGAACGAUAAAAGUUUUAAUAAGCAAACAAGUGUUAAAAUUUUGAUAUAAUAAUACGCAGGAACGAUAAAAGUUUUAAUAAGCAAACAAAAAAUUGUCGGUGUGUUAUCAUGCAAAGUACAUUCUAUCAGUAAUCGUGUUUAAUUGUAGACGAGCUAUAAUAUAUAUUACAUUACAUUUUAAGUAUUUUUGUGAAAAAGCAUCCAAAAAUUUUUGUUUUAUAGUUCACUGAAUUUUUUCCAACCAUAAGCGCUUUCCAGUCUGUCAGCUUAUUAGAAACAAGUAGACAGUUAUCACGUAUAACGUCCGAUGAGACGCUCGAUGAAGACGAUUCCGCGCUCAAAAUUAGCAAAGUACCGGACGAUAUUGACAACUACGACCGGAGAUGUACUCCAGUCAUAUGUAAUACAAUAGACGUAUGCACACCAAGAUGCGCGACCCUGGAGUUGUGGAAUCUUUUGAAUGAUGUUGAACNUAUAUUAAAUUACAUAUUAAGUAUUUUUGUGAAAAAGCAUCCAAAGUUUUUGUUUUAUAGUUGACUGAAAGUUUCCCAACCAUAAGCGCGUUCCAGUCUGUCAGCUUGUUAGAAACAAGUCGACAGUUAUCACGUAUAACGUCCGAUGAGACGCUCGAUGAUGACAAUUCCGCGCUCAAAAUUAGCGAAGUACCGGACGACAUUGACAACUCCGACCGGAUAUGUACUCUAGUCAUAUAUAAUACAAUAAUACUGCUAAUGAUCAAUAAUGAAAACGAUGAUUUUACGUCUCUAUUGUAGGUAGAUGAAGAAUGUUUGGCCAUGUCAGCAAGUCGUAGUAUCUAUGAUGUUAUUUUUUCGUGGCUUUACACGUCAGGAGAAUGUUUUGACGACAAUACGUUUUGA
Molecule: messenger RNA, 5470 nt
Organism: Cinara cedri
Lineage: Eukaryota; Metazoa; Arthropoda; Insecta; Hemiptera; Aphididae
Source: the annotation of a GenBank genome assembly